This is a messenger RNA of Drosophila santomea, 1845 nucleotides long. RefSeq names its product conserved oligomeric Golgi complex subunit 8 (gene Cog8). The transcript has 5 exons. The record is from RefSeq and is a predicted model, not a curated record. Gene Ontology annotation, biological process: intra-Golgi vesicle-mediated transport. Gene Ontology annotation, cellular component: COG complex. Lineage: Eukaryota; Metazoa; Arthropoda; Insecta; Diptera; Drosophilidae. Bases 69 to 1781 code for a protein of 570 amino acids.
ACGGCACGAAACAGCUGAUUCUAUAGGAGUCAACAAAUUAAACUAUUUUAGAAUUCUAAUUGAAAACAAUGGACUUUCCGGACAAAAUGGACAUGGAGAACGAGAGGGUACUGAAGCUGAUAUUCCCCGACGGAGUGCCAGACAACCUGCGUGGCAAUCCGGAGCUGGAUAACUACCUGGCCAAACUGGGCACGUGCAAGGUGGAGCAGCUGAAGAAGGAGCAGACGCGGCUGGCGGAAGAGGCGCGCACCAUCCUGGAGCAGACGCAGGACCUGGCCAUCUCCAACUACAGAACCUUUAUUACCACGGCGGAGAACUCGCGUUCGAUUUUCAGCGAGUUCCUGCGGUCGGAGCAGCAACUGGACACUCUGGUGUCCAAGCUGCCCGACCUGAGUGUCCAGUGCGAGCGCUUCUUGCAGGAUUCCGCCGAGCUGAAUGAGCAACGGCGAUUGAAUUCCAUUACUCUGCAAAAGAACGCCCAAUUGCUGGAAGUUCUGGAACUGCCGCAGCUCAUGGAGCGCUGCAUCCGCGAGGGGCGCUACGAGGAGGCUCUGGAACUGGCCGCCUACGCCACCCGUUUGGGCCAGCACCAGGGACACAUUCCCGUGGUCACAAGCAUUGUGCGUUCGGUGGAAGCCCUGUGGCACACGAUGCUGGUGCAGCUGGUUGCACAACUGCGCACGGAUCUCCAGCUACCCAAGUGCUUGCAAAUCGUGGGCUAUCUUCGCCGUAUGCAGGCAUUUGGAGACAACGAACUGCGACUUAAGUUUCUGCAGGCAAGGGACGCGUGGCUGACCUCUUGCCUGGAGGCCAUACCUACUGGAGAUGCCCAGCAGCACCUAUCCAAAACGAUCGAGAUCACUCGUAUAAAUCUGUUCAAUAUAAUCACCCAGUACCGCGCAAUUUUCCCGGAAGACGAGGGCACUCUAAAGACUCAGAGUUCCUUAAGACCGCUGCAGGGCGUCAGCUGCAACGGAGACAGACUUUUCCAGGCCUGGCUGCACAAUAAGAUCAACGACUUCUUGCAGACUCUGGAACGCGAUCUACAACUAGGAGUAGGAUCCGUCGAAACAGUGCUUGGCCAGUGCAUGUACUUUGGGCUUUCAUUUAGUCGCGUGGGCGCUGAUUUUCGUGCCCUAAUGGCACCUAUUUUCGUGGGCGUGAUCCGCCGUCGCUUUGAGAGCAGCGUGGAGCAGGUCGACGAGCAGUUUGAGCGGGAACUGGAGAAAUACACCUUAAUCAACAAGGUGGCGCUGCACUCUCACGCCCGCAAGCAGGUUGAUCCCGAGCAGGAGUCCUAUGCUCCGCCCGAGACUCUGUUGGACUUCUAUCCACUAGCCGCUUUGUGUAAUGGCUAUCUGAGUGCCUUGAACGAGCUGCGCCUGUGUGCUCCCCUGGCCCUGGCCACCGAUGUUACCCGCUGUCUGCAGCACUCCCUGCAACAGGCUGCACAGCGUGUGCUUGCCUUUUAUCGGCAGGAGCAGCAGGCCUUCGCCGGCAGCGAACGAGAGGCAUUUGUUCGGCUCUGCUCAUGCCUGGCCUACGACCUGGUACCCUACAUUCAGCGGUGUAUCCACGGAGUGUUCCCCCCGCAGUCGCUAACCGUUCAUUUGGGCAUUAGCUUGCUACAGCUGGAGCAACAGCAGCUCACCUACUUGCAGCAGACUCGCAUUCUGGAGCCCUUGAAGCACCUAUUGCCCACCAAGGCGCUGGUGCAGCCCCAGGAAAAAGUAAUGGAGGCUCAGCCAAGCGUUGGAGUACCUGUCCCUGCCGAGGGAUAAAGCUAUGUAAAAAUAUAUUAGUUGUUAUAUAUAUUCCACUAUUUAUAAACAUACCUACCUUAAA